AUGGCAGAGAGCAAGUGCCCCGUGAACCACAGCGUUCGCAGAGCAAAUGUCGCUGGUGCAGGCGCCAGGAACACCGACUGGUGGCCAACCGCUCUGAGACUGAACAUCCUGCGCCAGCACACCAGCCCCUCCAACCCGCUGGACCCCGACUUUGACUAUGCGACCGCCUUCAAGAGCCUCGACUACUGGGGCCUGAAGAAAGACCUGGAGGCACUGAUGACCGACUCACAAGACUGGUGGCCUGCCGACUUUGGCCACUAUGGUGGUCUGUUCAUCCGUCUCGCCUGGCACAGCGCCGGCACCUACCGUGUUUUUGAUGGCCGUGGUGGCGGUGGCCAAGGACAGCAGCGUUUUGCCCCACUCAACAGCUGGCCCGACAACGGUAACCUCGACAAGGCCCGUCGUCUGCUGUGGCCCAUCAAGCAGAAAUACGGAAACAAGAUAUCCUGGGCGGAUCUGUAUCUCCUGGCCGGUAAUGUGGCCCUCGAGUCUAUGGGCUUCAAGACCUUUGGUUUUGCCGGAGGACGCGCAGACACCUGGGAAGCCGACGAAGCUCCAUACUGGGGAGGAGAGACCGAAUGGUUCGGCACUGAUGUGCGAUUCAGAGAAGGCACCGCAGCCGCCACUGGCCAGGUCAAAGAUGAUGCCAACCGCGACGUCCACGCCCGUGAGCUGGACAAACCACUGGCUGCCUCAGUCAUGGGUUUGAUUUAUGUCAAUCCUGAGGGCCCCGAGGGCAUCCCCGAUCCUGUCGCAGCCGCUCGGGACAUCCGCAUCACCUUUGGUCGCAUGGCCAUGAAUGACGAGGAAACAGUGGCCCUGAUUGCUGGUGGUCACUCGUUUGGAAAGACCCAUGGUGCCGCUCCAGGCUCUCAUGUUGGCAGUGAACCCGAGGGAGCUGCAAUUCAUGAGCAAGGUCUCGGAUGGCGUUCAACUAAUGGCUCUGGAAAGGGUCCCGAUGCCAUCACUAGUGGAAUCGAAGUUACCUGGACCAAGACCCCCGCAAAAUGGAGCAACGACUUCCUCGAGUAUCUCUUCCGCUAUGAAUGGGAGUUGACCAAGAGCCCCGCAGGAGCAAACCAGUGGGUUGCUAAGGGUGCCGACGAGAUCAUUCCUGAUGCGUACGACUCUUCCAAGAAACACAAACCCAAAAUGUUGACCACCGACUUGGCGCUGCGCUUCGACCCCGCCUAUGAGAAGAUUUCGCGCCGUUACCUUGAGAACCCCGAUCAGUUCGCCGAUGCCUUUGCCCGCGCCUGGUUCAAGCUCUUGCAUCGCGAUAUUGGCCCUCGCGUUCGCUAUCUCGGACCCGAGGUUCCUGCGGAGGUUUUGAGCUGGCAGGACCCUGUUCCGGACGUUGACCAUCCUUUGGUUAACGACAGUGACGUUGCUGCCCUGAAGAAAGCCAUUUUGUCCACUGGACUUGACGUCUCUCAACUUGUCUCGACUGCCUGGGCUUCGGCGUCGACCUUCCGUGGUGGUGACAAGCGCGGUGGCGCCAACGGUGCCCGUAUUCGCCUGACUCCUCAGCGUGACUGGGAGGUAAAUAACCAGCCAUGGUUGAAGAACACAUUGAGCGCCCUGGAGAACAUUCAGAACCAGUUCAACAGUGCUCAAUCAGGCGGCAAGAAGAUUUCGCUCGCCGACCUUAUCGUCUUGGCUGGUUCUGCCGCUGUUGAGAAGGCUGCCAACGAUGCCGGCCACGGUAUCACCGUUCCUUUCUCCCCCGGCCGCACCGAUGCUUCGCAAGAACAGACCGACGUUGACUCUUUCAACGACAUGGAGCCAAUUGCUGACGGGUUCCGCAACUACGGAACAUCAACUCCUCGCGUGCGAUCGGAGCAGUUCCUCGUUGACAAGGCUCAGCUGUUGACUCUGUCGGCACCGGAAUUGACUGUCCUCGUCGGUGGACUGCGUGCCCUCAACGCCAACUACGAUGGCUCUUCUCACGGUGUGUUCACUGGCCGCCCCGGCCAACUGACAAACGACUUCUUCGUCAACCUUCUCGACAUCAACACAGAGUGGAAACCUACGGAUCCCAGCAACGAAGUGUUCGAAGGCACUGACCGCAAGACCGGCGCGAAGAAAUGGACUGGCACUCGUGUUGACCUCAUCUUUGGCUCUCAACCCGAGCUGCGCGCUGUUGCUGAGGUGUACGGUAGCGCUGAUGGAGAGCGGAAAUUUGUCAAGGACUUUGUGGCAGCCUGGAACAAGGUCGUGAACCUUGAUCGGUUUGAUUUGCAGCCGUCCCACGCUUUGAUCGACGCGGCGCAACAGGAAACCAAGGCCUUGCAGCAGAUACUGCUGUCAUUGAAGAAUGCGGACGAGAAAACCCGCACGAAAAUCAUCGACUCGGUGGAUUUUGAUGAUGGAGUACUGUCUGGGUUUUCUCCAGGCGCAACAGUGUCACCGCCACAACAAGAGACCCAAUGCCCUGCAUCCUUCGCCCACUACGCUGCGUCCCACCAAGAAUCCGUUGAUCAUCCUCGUCACUACUCAGAAUCCUUGCCGGAUGAGAAGAAUGUCACAACAUUCAUAUCUCGUGACGAAACUGGCACAAUUCGUAUAUUCGGGCCGACCUCUAACCUCCACGUUGACAGCCCGGAAAAGGAGCCGUUUGGCUUUACCUCUCCAGUGCCAGGAUCUGAAAACAGCCCGGAUCGCUAUCAUCUAAUUGCCAAUGCCGCCUUGCAAAGGCAGAAAGAACACGAUCUUCGCGCGAGAGAAACUAUCGGCGGAAUACCAUCGGAACUAGCUAUGCAUCUUCUGGAUCUGCACUGGAAUAGACAGCACCACACUUAUCAACUAACCUAUCGCCCGACCUUCAUGCGGGACCUCGCUGAAGGAGGUCCAUAUUGCUCUGAUUUUUUACUGAAUGCAGUAUUCGGCUGCUCUAGCAAAUUUUCCGAGAGAGUGGAGGUGAGAUCGGAUCCUGCACGGCCAGAAACUGCUGGAAAAUUGUUCUUCGACCGCUGUGAGGAGUUGAUAUCCCAACAGUCGCUGUUAGAGGUCUCUAGUAUCCCGACCAUCACUGGUCUUCUCAUGCUUGGCGCUACAUUUAAUGCCAAAGGACGUACCUCCAAGGGGUGGCUAUAUGUCGGAUACGCUUUACGUAUGGUCUAUGAUCUUGGGCUUCACCUCGAUUGCAAAGAGAUUUCUGGAAAUCCCGAGGAUAUUGAAAUCCGUCGAAGAGUCUUCUGGGGCGCUUUUAUCUGCGAUAAAUUGCAGAGCUUGUACUUUGGCCGGCCCUUCAUGAUCCAGAUCCGUGAUGCUCAUGUUUCGUGGGAGUUGAUGGACACGUAUGAGGAGAACGAGACUUGGAGUCCGUAUCUAGACCCAAAGACAAUUAACUCGAUUUUGAAACCACAAGUUCCUAUGAGACUUUACUCAAUCACGACCUUUCAGCGUCUUUGUUCACUGUCUCGAUUAAUGGCUAGUAUCAUCGACUGCUGCUACUUUGUGGGUGCCACUCCGGAAAAUUCACGACCGUUUUUAGCUCCUACGAACGAUAAACUCAUAUCAUGGUAUGCAAGCUUACCAUUGGAGCUGCGCUUCGAACCAUGGAACAAUUCUCCCUCUAGUGAGGCAUUAGUAGCUGCACCCAACGUGAUUGCUCUAUUAACAACUUACUACUCACUGAUAAUUCUUCUUCACCGGCCAUUUAUCAGACAUGGUCAUCUCUGGGCUGCAAACACGCCGACAACUAGGUCUUGGGAAUCUUGUGUCACAGCGGCAAAAUAUAUCACACAACUUGCACUGGCAUACCAGUCGGCAUAUUCAUUGCGUCGCGCCAACUACAUGCUUAGUUAUGCAUUGUACGUCGCAUGUACGAUCCACGCCCGAAACCCCGCAGUCCGCGAAAGCACCAGAAGAGGUGACAUAUCCUCUCCUCUGAUAGUGUGCCUUCGUUGUCUAGACGAAUUGGCAGUACCAAAUUGUGGGGUGUCCGUUCCAGCCAAGAUAGUCAGGAAACUGAUGCAGGUAAACGGUAUACCGGACGUUUCCGGUCCGGAUUUGGAUAUCGAACAAGUGCUUCCGCUGGACUUCAAUCUCAGCCAACAAAUGUUCACAGAUACGUUCAUGGGCUCUGACUCCAUGAGUCAAUACGCAGGCAUUUCGGAACUCCAGCCAUUUAUCGAAGAUUUAGACUCAUUGUUUGGAUUUAUGCAAGAUUCUGAAAUUAAUGGACAAUAG
Messenger RNA from Talaromyces rugulosus, 4194 nucleotides. RefSeq lists its product as uncharacterized. Gene Ontology annotation, biological process: cellular response to hydrogen peroxide; hydrogen peroxide catabolic process; DNA-templated transcription. NCBI's taxonomy places the organism in Eukaryota, Fungi, Ascomycota, Eurotiomycetes, Eurotiales, Trichocomaceae. The transcript has 3 exons. Gene Ontology annotation, molecular function: zinc ion binding; catalase activity; heme binding. Gene Ontology annotation, cellular component: cytosol. The coding region runs from base 1 to 4194 and encodes 1397 amino acids. The record is from RefSeq and is a predicted model, not a curated record.